This is a messenger RNA of Leptosia nina, 1284 nucleotides long. NCBI's taxonomy places the organism in Eukaryota, Metazoa, Arthropoda, Insecta, Lepidoptera, Pieridae. The record is from the annotation of a GenBank genome assembly.
AUGACCUCCCAGUUCGCGUUCCGUGGCUCACCGCCGAACCAGAGCACCAUAUCGACAGCCUCCAACAGUCCACCACCGGCGCAGGCGGGGAUGAGCGGUGCGGGCGGCACCGCGCGGCCCUCCUCCCCUGCAGCAUCGGCGACUCGCUGCUGCGACACCGGCCGCCCUAUUUUCCAGGACCCGAUCACUGGGCAGACAGUCUGCUCUUGUCAGUACGAGUUCCUCAAUUACCAGCGGCUAGCGUCAGGAGUGCCGCUGUCUAUGUACAGCGCGCCGUACCCUGAUGCAGCCACCGCAGCUGGCAUGGCUGCGUACUUCCCGGCGCUGGCUGCUGACCAGCCACCUUUCUAUGCUAAUACGGCUGCUGGAAUCGAGCUGAAAGAAAAUUUGGCAGCCAGUGCAGCAAGUUGGCCGUACCCUACAGUUUAUCAUCCUUACGAUGCAGCGUUCGCCGGCUAUCCUUUUAAUGGCAGAUACGGAAUGGAUCUCAACGGAGCGAGGCGGAAAAACGCGACUCGAGAAACGACGAGUACGCUCAAAGCAUGGUUGAAUGAACACAAGAAAAAUCCGUACCCAACAAAAGGAGAGAAAAUAAUGCUCGCAAUCAUCACCAAGAUGACACUCACGCAAGUGUCCACGUGGUUUGCAAAUGCCCGCAGACGUCUCAAGAAAGAGAACAAAAUGACAUGGGAACCAAGAAACAGAGUGGACGACGACGAUAACAAUAAUGACGAUGAUGACCACAAAAGUAAUGACGGAAAAGACGGACUGGAUGGAAAAGAUUCGGGCACCGGUUCGAGCGAGGAUGGUGAUAGGCCUCAGCAGAGGCUAGACCUCCUAGGCCAAAGGACGGAAUCCGAGUGGUCUGAGUCACGUGCUGAUAGCGGUCCAGAAUCGCCUGAACCGUACGAGCGGCCUAUACACCCAGCGUUCCAGCAUCUACCGUCUAGAGCUCCGCCAGGGAGUACGCCGGCAUCUGCCAAGCCGAGGAUAUGGUCUCUUGCUGAUAUGGCAAGUAAGGACGGAGAGGUACCAGCACCGCCCGCAUCAGCAUCUGCUUUUUAUCAAACAGCAGCCGCUGCUGCCGCUGCGAGACUAGCUCACCCCUAUCGUCCCGAGUUGUACAGAGGAUUGUACCCCCCGACGCAUCCAGCGGACGUCGCGUUGCUCGAGUACUCUCGCUCGCUGGCCCUGGCAGCUCCAGCACCCGCUCCUCCCGCCCCCUCCCCCUCCUCGUCCUCCACGUCAUCCCUUGCCGAGCCCCCUCCCCCGUCCCGCGCCUGA